AUGUCUCUCAACAUCGACAUCAAAGCACAUCUUGCAGAGAAUCCUCUCGACAUAACAUUAAGAAAAUUUAGGCGCUUAUACAGUAGUUAUUUCAUCACUCCAUGUGAGAAUGUGUUCGGAAAUCCCAAAAAUAUAAAUGAGUGUCGAGAUCCCCUCGAAACCCUAAUUAAUGAGUUCAAUUUUUAUGUGGAGAUUAGUUUUGUUAGAUCGACCGAAGUAAAAAAGCUUAACUCACGGUUGAAAACAAUAGCUAGCUGGAUGAGAGUUACUUCAUUUGACUUAACUCCAUUUGAACCAGUUGCCAAAUUAAUUCUAAGCCAUGCGACUGAUAUCGAGAUUUGGAAUUCACUGAUGCAGCUUAUUGAUGAGCUUGAGACUAUCAUGUCAGCUACAGACGACCAGCUCGAUGACCUCGCUACCAAAUCUAUAUACAGGCUAGUUGUGGAAACGCACAAUGGUACUCAAAUGAAUAUGGAGGAUCUGAAGGAAGCGAUGAGUGGAGAGCUGGAAGGCUCGGUGUUUGUGAAUGUGAUAGGCUUUUGGGAUAAAUACUUUGAGUCUGAGCGGAUGAAGGUUGAGCGUGAUAUCCUUACCAAAAAGUACGCAGAGCUUUGCGCGGAUCCAAAGUUCAAAUUUCCCGCUGUUCCGACUGAAGAUGCAGUUUGGAAGUGGAUGAAGGUUAUCGAAAACGACCUAUUCCAAGCAUCUCGUGAUCCUAAAGAUUUAGCGGUGACAGACUCGAUAGAACGUUAUGGACACGCCUUCACGGGAUCCCAAUUUCAUACUCUCGCAGCUGGACAGAUCAUUGGAAACCAAGCAAAGCGACAGGUAGAUUACUUUAUCAAGAGACGAGAUCUCCCCAUUGAGAAUGAACACCAUUGGAGUGAUAUCCUCGUGGUGGGCGAGCUGACCAUUUCUUCUUCGAAAGUCUUCCGGCAAAAGUUUCUUCAGCUUAGUGUAUACAUGCGUGAAGUUUUCAUGGCUCAGCCCCUGCGUCGAUUCGUUCAUGGAUUUAUCCUAUUUGAGAGAGACCUACAACUGUGGGUGUAUGAUCGCUCGGGGCCUUACUCUUGUUCGUACAUUGAUAUUGGCAAGUCACCAGAAAAGCUCGUGCAUGUCUUGGUAACUUACAUGUUGAUGAACGACGAAGAGCUCGGUCUCGAACCCAAUGUAAAAUACAACGACAAUGGGAUGGUUGUCCAUCUCAAGGUUCCCGGGUCAGGGGAACCACGCAUGAUCACCUUGGAUCCCAAACCAAUUUCCCAACAGAAAGCAUACCUCUGUAGGGGAACAAGCUGCUAUGUAGCUACAAACUCCAGCUGUAUGGUAAAAUUCUCGUGGAGAAUAUGUGAUAGUAUCUCGGAAAUUGAGCUUCUUGAGAAAGCGGAUAAUAUACCUGGCAUGGUAAGGAUUAUCGGAUCACUUGAUCUGGUAAAAAUAAGCCAGCUGCGCGAAGGCCUGAUUUUUACCAAGACUAUGGUGAAGAACCUUUGUCCAACAGAGAAUGUCAUGAACACGCCACAUGAUUAUAGUGGAGAGAUCAAAAGGAUUCCGAAGGAAAGCGUGAAUAACCAACUGGGCCGAAAGCGAAAGAGCGAGGCACUUCAAGCCGAAAAGGAGGUGGCUAGCUCAAGUAAAAGAGCAAAAUCAGUACAAGAAUCUACAAAAACUUCACAAAGAGUGACUGGAUCGCGCCCCCUUUUGUCUUCUGCUCGGUUUAACCAUGGACAGAUAUGCUCAACUCCAACCGAGAGCAGGGUAUUUAUGGAGGAAAGCUCAACCCUACUAGUCAAUCAGUCUAUCAGUGAGAAAAGAAAAACCGUUGAUGAUGCUCAAGUGAACAACAGAAUGAAGAGGAUUCAACUGUCAAGCAACGUCAGUCUAAUUGCAACUGAUCAUUCAGCAGGAUCUAGUAGGCAUCCUGGGACAUCCACAAUCUCAAAGUCAGGCAAAAAGUCCGCAAAAAUGGUAAAUGCGGAAGUCAUAAACCCACGUGACCGUCAAUUCACUGCUGCCGGGAUUUCGCCUUACGGACGCCCAAUUGAUAAGUUUAGAUCUGUACUAGAACUCGUUAUCGGGAUGAACGAUGCCAUAAAGGCACACCGAUCGUUACUCAUGAACGCGAAGAUAUUACAUCGCGAUAUCUCAGUAAACAAUAUACUACUGACAGGCAUGGAGAAGGCAGACAAACUCGGUGGUGUAUUGAUCGAUCUAGACUUGGCGACUUUGCUGGAAGAAGGCAAAGGCCAAGAUGAGGCCCGAUUGAUGACGGGUACCAUGCAAUUUAUCGCAUUGGAUAUUUUGAGAAACAGCUUUGCAGAAACAGGUACAGUUGUCACUCAUACGUAUCGGCACGAUCUUGAGUCAUUUUUGUAUGUACUACUUUGGGUUUGCAUAAACUGUGGAUGGAAGGACGACGAUAAGCCGCACGGAGACUUCUUAUCUAGAUGGUACAUUGGGAGCGCCCAACAAAUCUAUGACAGCAAAGAAAACGACAUGAGAAAAAGCCGAAUCCGAGAUCUAAUUUCCAAGUUCGCGCCUAGAUUUUUCGAUAUCAAGGAUCUUGCUGAGGAAUUCUGGGAUGUACUAUUUGUUCUGCAAAAAGAAAAACAGAAGAAGAAAUCGGAGGACCCUCACAGGUUGUACGGACCUAUAAUUGCGGCGUUUGACAGAGCCAUUCAGAAAUUAAAAGUGUAA
Blumeria graminis f. sp. triticale is the source of this 2697-nucleotide messenger RNA. NCBI's taxonomy places the organism in Eukaryota, Fungi, Ascomycota, Leotiomycetes, Helotiales, Erysiphaceae. The record is from the annotation of a GenBank genome assembly.